This is a messenger RNA of Rotaria sp. Silwood1, 4110 nucleotides long. The record is from the annotation of a GenBank genome assembly. NCBI's taxonomy places the organism in Eukaryota, Metazoa, Rotifera, Eurotatoria, Philodinida, Philodinidae.
AUGGCUUAUAGUUCGCGAGUACUAUUACCAUUUGCAUUAUGGCCUGAAAGUCCUCCAUCAUUAACCGUAUCGUCAUUAUUUAUAAAUUUUGCAAGUGAAGAUCUUAUAACAGGCACAAAUGAUGGUUUUGUCGUUUGCUGGAAAAUUUUAUCUGAUCAUCAAAAAAUUAUUCCAAGAUUAAUGUUAAUUGGUCACACAAAUCAAGUUUCAUUUAUUGUUGGUUCAAUAUCAACACAUCAACUCGAACAAUUUGUUAGUAUUUCAGAUAAUGAUGGUGAAAUUAAAUUAUGGAAUAAUGAAGAUGGUCAUUGUAUUGAACAUAUACGAACUAAUCUUAAACAUCGUUCUGUUCAAUGUUUUAAUUAUCAAUUAACAAAUGAAAAUUUUCUUAUAUGUUGUGGUUGUUAUUCCGAAAUACUUAUUUAUGAUAUGCGUACACUUGAAAUUAAAUAUACUCUAACACCAUCAAAUGUAAAUGCAGAUUGGAUAUCAACAUUUUUUGUUUUUCAAAAAGCAAAUGCUCUAGAUGUUAUUAUUGUCAUUGGAUUACUUGAUAGUGGUUGUGUUAAAUUAUGGGCAUUUGAUCCUCGUACAGCUACGUCAAAUACAGCUAUUGAAGGUACAAGUAUAGGAAAUAAUAAUAAUAUUAUACCAAUAGAUCUUAAAGAACAUGAAAGUAAAGAAAUUCGUACACAAUUUGGAUCAAUUAUUGUACCUUGUGAAGAAUGUCAAAGAAUGAUGCUUAUUGUUCAUGGUCAAGGUUGGCAAAUAUUUGAUGGAAUUGAUUUCACAGAAUUAUGUUCAUAUGUAAUGGAUGAAAAAGAUAUUGUUAAGAAUGAACAUUGGAUAAAUGGAUAUUUUCCAACACCAGAUUUAGUUUUACUUUUUUCUGCUCGUGGUUAUGGACAUAUUUUUCGUCUUCCUGAAAAUGCAACAUUUAUGAAUCCAAAAUUUCGUUCACAACAUAAUAAAACUGAUAUGCAAGUACCACAAUGGUUAUGCAGAUUAAGCGUUGGAAAUGAAUUCAAACUUGCUCAAACACCAAUAUUUUCUUGUCAUACUAAAUCAAAACAAUGUCAAGUUUAUCGAGCUGAUUCUUCAGGUGAAAUUUCUGUUUGGCAUAUAAAUCUAAAACAUUUUUCAACAGAUACGGAUAUUCUUCCAACAUGUUCAAUAUCUUAUAACGAUAUUUGGUCACAUGCAUUAACCAAUAUUCGUACUAUAAGAAAAAUUUUAAAUGAUAUAUUACCAAAUAAAAUAAAUAAAUUAACAGCAUCAUGUCAUUUAAUAACGAUGGAUCGUCUUGCGUUUGGUACUGAUAAUGGACAAAUUUAUAUAAUACCAGCAUUAAAACUUAUUGCAAGUCUUUUUUUAAAUAAUAAUCAACAUAAAGAAAAUUUUGAUAUUCAAACACUUAUCGGUCAUAAUCAAACAAUAACAUGUUUAAUUCAUCCACAUAGUGAAUAUUCACGUUAUGAUAUUCAACAUUUAGUUAGUGGUAGUAUUGAUCAUUCAAUACGUUUAUGGGAUUUAGCAACAAAUACACAAUUACAUAUGUUUACUGUACAUUCCGGUACAAUUCUUAUGUUUCACAUUCCACCACCGAUGCUUAAUGUUAAAGUACAAUAUUGUAUAUGUGCAAUAGCUAGUGACCACAGUGUUUCGUUAAUUAGUUUAAAAGAACGUAAAUUAAUUUUAUUAGCUAAUCGACAAUCAUAUCCUGUUGUUGGACUUCGUUGGAGAAUAAAUGAUGAUUUUUUACUUAUAAAAUGUUCGGAUGGAAGUUUAUUUAUUUGGCAAAUUGAAACAGGAAAUCUUGAUCGUGUUGAACAUGGUAUAUUAGCGGAAGAAUUAUUUGAAUGGUAUAAUGAUCCAAGAAUACUUAGUGCAAAUAAUGAUCUACAAAAUGAUCCAUUAUCAACAGCAAUGGUAUCUUCACAUUAUCUUCAAAUAAGAUCAACUGGAAAAAGAAAAGAUAGUGAUCAACUACGAAAAUUAAAUAGAAGAUUCGGAACUCCACGUCAUGAUUUAAUGGGUACAUCAUCGUUUAAACAUACAGAAUAUCGUUUACCAAUUAUAGUUCAACAAUUUCAUACUAAUAUUGACGAUGAUCUAGCAAUACUUAUUCUUUUUGAUUUACUUCAACUGAUUAAACAAAUUGAACUAACAAAUAAAGAUACUCAUACACAAUUCGAUCAAACAUCAACAUCAUUAUCAAGCUUAUCAAAUCUACUUGUUUCAUUACUUCAUCCAUGGUCAUUUGAUAAAAACGUUGAUAGAAUUUGUCAAGAACGUCUUCGUCUUAAUCGUGUUAAUCGAUUUUUAUCCUAUGGUAUAUUAAGUAAAAAUGAACAUUUAACUAUUGUUUUACCUACGUGGCAACAAUAUUUGAAUGAUACUAUGCCUGAUACAUUUUUAGCAAUUCCAAAUACACUUAUUUCAUUUGCUGGAAUGGAAACAGAUGCUAAUGAAACCUUAAAACAAAAACAAGAACGAAUUGAAAGUUAUGUACAUCAAUGGCGAUGGAAAUAUUCUACAAUUCUUAAUACCGAACAUUUAUUAAGUUCAGUAACUAUGGUCUAUAUUUUAAUGAAUUGUGAUCGUUGGAUUAAUAAUAUACCAAGUGAUCAAGAUGAACAAGCACUUUUGUCACAACGAGAGAGUUGGAGUAAAUUAUUACAAUUUUACUGUUCAGAUAUGCUUGAACAAUGUCAAACAAAAGUAUUUCAAUCAUUAUCAAUUGAAAUCCUAUGUUCACAUUGGCAAGAUUUAUGUUUAGAACUACGUGAUGCUGCUAGAAAAUUAUUAGAAAAAGAACUUGAUCAUUUACAUAAUAAUAAUGAUGCAUGGCAUAUAUUUAUUUCUAAAUGGUCUAAUUUAUUUAAUCAGUCGUAUAAUAAAGAGACUGAUGGAGCUUUAUAUGAUCAAGAUAUUCGAGAUAUAUUUCUUGAUGAUUCAAAUUACAAUAAUGAAACAACAACAACCACGGCUAAAGAACAAUAUAAAGCACAGCAAUUACUAUCGAUUGUUCUUAUUGGUAUUGUUGGUGCACGAUAUGGACAAGAAGUUGAACAAACAAAACAAUCAUCUGUCGCAAUUAAAGGAUUUACAGUUGAUAGUCCAGAAAUGAUUUUGAAAUUGAGUCGUAUUUUAACAAGUCUUCUAUCUCCAUCAAAUUUUGAUCAUAUUCCAUUGCACAGUGUUAUUCGUCGAACAGCAAUUGAUCUUAUUGGUCGUGGUUAUACUAUAUGGGAACCAUACUUAGAUAUUGGACAAGUACUAUUAACAUUACUUGAUUUAUGUGCUAUUAGUGAUAGUUCAACAGUAACAAGCAAUGUACUUAGUGGAAUAUUAACACCAAAAACUGAUACUUGUUUAACAGCACGAACAGCUCUUAAUUUAAUUGCAACAUCUCGUUCAAAUGUAGUUAUAAUAACACUUGCACGUGAAAUUGCUAAAUAUGUUCUUGCACAAUCUGGAACAACAUCAUCAACAACAGCACGUACAGCAACACCAUCACAAACGUCAAUAACAAUUAAAAAUGAACAAAAAACUGAAAUACUUCGUCUUAUUAGAAUUCUUAUUGAAAAAUGUCCACAUGAUGUUGCAGAAUUAAUUCUUGAAGUUACCGAUAUUACUUUGAAUUGUAUUGAUUUAAGUGCUCUUCGACAUAAAGGUGUUCAAGCUGUAUCAGAAACAUUUGGAUUAUUAUUACGAUAUCCAAUAGUAACCUAUUGUCAUGAAUCACCAAAAUUAUGUGUUGGUACAAAAACUGGUAUUCUUGCUUUAUAUGAUUUAAAAACACCAAAAUAUCAACCAUUUCAAGCUCAUCCAAAAACUGAUGUAAUUACAUGCGUAGAAUUUUCACCCGAUGGAAAGUAUCUUGCUUCAUAUUCUGCUUAUGAAGGAAUAUUAUACUUUUGGCAGACAUCAUCAAAUACAUUUUUUGGUUCAUCAAAUACAAUUCAUCUUGUUUCAAGACAUGCUGCGCAACGACUUGAUCGUUCAACACCAUCACCAAUGAAAAAAGUUGAUCUUAAUUGGAUUGAUCGUACUAGUGUUCGAAUGUAUUGGCAUGUUGAUAAAAGUGAAAAGAAAUUUACAGUCUAG